CAUCCCCACCUUCACAACCUCACAGAAACUCCAGGGGCCCUGCACACAGACAGCUGAGCAUAACACUCCUGUGCAGCUCCACCUGAGGAUUACACACUAAAAACAAACAUCACAGCUCAGACUACCUCGCUUAAAUUGAUACACACAUUUGUUGCUGUGGACACCAAGAGGACUAGGAUCAGGUGGAGAACCAGAAGUCAGUCUGGGGGAGAUCUUGCACCGACUAUGCAGGUGAUAACAUGCGCGUUGUUUGCGCUCGUCAGCCUCCCUGUCAGCAGCACCGUGUCGGAGGCUGACUCCUGCCCUGCUGUCUGCGAGUGCUCUGAGUGGAAGACCCACACAAUCUCCUGCUUUGACAUUGAUAUUCUCCCCAGGUUUCCAGCAAGCACGGAGACACUAUGGCUUUUCGAGACCAGUCUGUCAUCUGUGCCAGCGGAUGCCUUUUCCAGCAUGGUCAACAUCUCAAGGAUAUAUAUAUCGGUGGACAUAACACUGCAGAGGCUGGAGAGGCACUCGUUCUACAGCCUGAGGAAAAUCACCCACAUAGAGAUCCGUAAUGCAAAAAGUCUCACCUACAUUGACCCAGAAGCCUUUAAAAAUCUCCCAAACCUCAAAUACCUGGGGAUUUUCAACACCGGCCUUACUUUUUUCCCUGACUUGAGCAACAUCCACUCUAAUGACAUGAACUUCAUACUAGAAAUUGUUGACCAUCCCUACAUCACUGAGAUCCCAACCAACUCGUUCCGUGGCAUCACCAGUGAUGUGCUGACAGUGAUGCUGUACGGAAACGGCUUCAGAGAAAUCCAACAUCAUGCCUUUAACGGGACCAAGCUAGAUCAAGUCGACCUUCACAGGAAUAAGUAUCUCACCAAGAUGGAUGAAAGGGCUUUCGCGGGCACCAUCAGUGGCCCCAUGCUUCUAGACGUGUCCCUGACAGGGAUCACCACCCUCCCGACCACAGGUAUGGAUACUCUCCGGGAGCUGAAGGCGCGCAAUGCCUGGGCCCUCAAGAAACUGCCGCCCAUCAAAACCUUCAAGCACCUCACCAUCGCCAACCUCACCUACCCCAGCCACUGCUGUGGCUUCAAAAACCUGAAAAAAAAACGAGGCUUUUUGGAGUACAUAAUCUGUAACCUGACUGCUUUCUACGACCAGCAUCACAAGCGCUCUGUGGGGCCUCUUCGCAUUCCUUCCCUCCAAGGGGAGAGUGUGGUGGAAACAAUCCCAGACCAGGAGCCAAACGAUGGAGGCCACAGAGAGUCCCAGGAAGACUGGACGAGAGGUGACUUCCACGGCAGCCUCCACUACCACGCCUACUUUGGGGGCCAGCCAGAUGAGGAUGUGGGUUUUGGAGAGACCCUCAAGAACCCCCAGGAGGACACCAGCCAAGACUUUGACAGUCGUUACGAUUAUGUGGUGUGUGAGGAGGGAGAGGAGGUGUCGUGUGCACCAGUGCCCGAUGAGUUCAAUCCUUGUGAGGACAUAAUGGGUUUUGGCUUCCUGCGAGUGUCAGUGUGGUUUGUGAGUCUGCUGGCUGUUCUGGGAAAUGUGGUGGUGCUCUUGGUGCUGCUCACCAGCCACUACAAGCUCUCAGUCUCCCGCUUCCUCAUGUGUCACCUGGCCUUUGCCGAUCUGUGCAUGGGGAUUUAUCUGCUGCUUAUUGCCUCUGUAGACCUCCACACACGAGCCGAGUACUUCAACCACGCCAUAGACUGGCAGACAGGCCCCGGCUGUGGACUUGCAGGAUUUUUUACAGUCUUCGCAAGCGAGCUAUCUGUCUACACCUUGACGGUGAUCACCCUGGAGAGGUGGUAUGCUAUCACCUUUGCUAUGCGGCUGGAUCGUAAGCUGCAUCUGCACCAUGCAGCGGCUGUGAUGCUAGGUGGCUGGCUCUUCUGCCUCCUCCUGGCCCUGCUUCCACUGGUUGGGGUGAGCAGCUAUCAGAAGGUUAGCAUCUGUCUCCCAAUGGACACCCAGUCCACAGUGGCUCAGGUCUACAUCUUGUCAGUUCUGGUCCUCAACAUCCUGGCCUUUCUUGUUAUCUGUGCUUGCUACUUCAAGAUCUACUGCGCAGUGCACAACCCUCACUACCGUUCUGGAUCCAAGGAUACCAACAUCGCCAAGCGCAUGGCUGUCCUCAUCUUCACUGACUUCUUGUGUAUGGCGCCGAUCUCCUUCUACGCCAUGUCAGCCGUGCUGGACCGGCCACUCAUCACUGUUUCCAACUCCAAGAUUUUAUUGGUGCUCUUCUACCCACUCAAUUCCUGCGCCAACCCGUUCCUCUACGCCAUCUUCACUAAGGCCUUCAGGGGGGAUGUAUUCAUCCUCCUCAGUAAGGUGGGCCUUUGUCAGCAGCGAGCACAGUUGUUCAGAGGCCAGACAGUCUCGUCAAAGGGCAGCAGUGGGACAUCUCAGGUCCGUAGAGACAAGGAUAAGGUUAAAAAAGGUGGAAGUGGAGGCCAGGAAGAGGUUCCCAUCCACCUGAAGAUGUGCUCCGGACAUACCUACCACCAAGCGGUCUGCCAGCAGACAAACCCUGAAGAGAGCCAGAGCCUGAACACGUGAGCCAAACACCAGCUCAAGGUACUAAAGCAAGACAGGUUCAGGUGGGAGAGGACAGGCCUUGAAGUGUUUGUGGACAGAUCUGUUUGGAUAUUUAACAGAAAGCUCCAGUAUUCUGUAUCUGCUUCAAUUUUCAGGCCAAGUUCAUCUGUUUUCACAAUUUCGGCUGUGAUGAUUUUAUGGUUCCAGUUGUUGGAGAAUAUCAUGUGUCACUGAAAUACGAGCCAGACUUCAUCUCACUUAUAGUCCUUUGUAUUUGGAGGGACUGGCUAGAAUAGAACAGAGAUUAUUUAAAGGAAAAUUAGUGAAGAUAACAACUCAAACAUACAUAUAGAAAUAUGAAUAAAAUCUAUUUUUUCAGUAGCUUUAAUUGUAUAUUAAGUAUAAUUUCAGAUGAUCUCUGCACAGUCUGGAAUUGAUAUACAAGAAAAUGUAACAGAUUUUUUUAAGUACUUAAUUUUCCUGUGAUAAGAAGACCUUUCUGAGGAGCCCUAUUUAUACUUAUUAUGUUCAAGGACAGCCUGCUGGCUCAGUGCCGUUCACAGUGGAAACUUUAUCCAGUUUAUGAAAUUAUAAAAACACUGCAUUUCUCUCUUAACAUGUGGAUCAAAACAGAACACAUUGUAUGCAAUUUCGUGGAUUUCUUUUUUUAACCUGAAACUGAAAAGUAAAUAUGGACAAUAGUACUUGACUAUGAUGCUGGAAAGAGUGUUUUCACAGUGCAAGUUGACUGUGUAUGUGGCUUACACAUGUACCAAAUUGAUCAUAUAAUUUUCUUAGAUUCAUAAAAUAUUUGUGUACUUUAGUUCUUUAUGUUUUUGUGAGUUUUUUAAUGUAACCAAAUAUUGUGACUUUCACUUUUUUCAUGUUGAUCCAGCAAAGCAGUUUGCAGAGUUGCGUCCUCAUCUCCCGAGAGCAUGUGAUCCAAUUACAAAAGUAAACACAAGAUAUAUUUUGAUUAUUAGCAAUUUUCUACAAAUUACAGACAGGUAUGAUAAUCACAA
Messenger RNA from Dicentrarchus labrax (European seabass), 3566 nucleotides. RefSeq names its product thyroid stimulating hormone receptor (gene tshr). Lineage: Eukaryota; Metazoa; Chordata; Actinopteri; Moronidae. Gene Ontology annotation, biological process: G protein-coupled receptor signaling pathway. The record is from RefSeq and is a predicted model, not a curated record. The transcript has 10 exons. Gene Ontology annotation, molecular function: thyroid-stimulating hormone receptor activity. Gene Ontology annotation, cellular component: membrane. The coding region runs from base 226 to 2565 and encodes 779 amino acids.